UGACUGGCGCCAGAGAUUGAAGUAACAUAUCCAGUCCAGUUAUGCAUGCCACGUGGCAAAAAUCCAUUGCUCCUUCUAAAUUUCUUGAGCCACUCUGUCUAUAAUUUGUUAAGUUAGCGAGCCAUUGAGUGGGAGAGAGAAGCGUGGAUAAAGCUCUUAGAAUGGCAGGCAUUGGGUUUUCUUCGGCGCUCUCUGCCACCAGGCAGUAAGGGAUCAAGCUUGUGUUUUCAGAAACUUCCAGACAUCUUGGUUGGCAUCCGAAACUCACAGUGGAAGGACCAUGCCAGGGAAACUAAAUCAUCGGAAAAAUUUGAAUGUUAAAGCAGAAGUAAAUUAUGUGGAUGCUGAAGAAGCAAAGAAACUAAUAGCAGUCGAGGAGUACGCAAUUCUGGAUGUGCGGGACAAAUCUCAAUAUGACCGAGCUCAUAUUAAAUCAUGCUCUCAUGUGCCUCUUUUCAUUGAAAACAAAGAUGGUGAUUUUGGUACAAUUAUAAAGAGGACCCUGCACAACAAUUUCUCAGGUUUGUUCUUUGGGCUGCCGUUCACUAAGCCCAACCCUGAUUUUGUGCAAUCUAUUAAGAGCCAAUUUUCGCCUGAAAGUAAACUCUUGCUUGUUUGUCAGGAGGGACUGAGGUCUGUUGCUGCUGCUAAUAAGCUAGAGCAAGCUGGUUUUCAAAACAUAGCAUGCAUAACAUCGGGGCUUCAAUCCGCGAAACCAGGAACUUUUGAUUCUGUCGGAACCACCGAGUUGCAGGAUGCAGGCAAAGCUGGAUUGGUCACUAUUCAAGGAAAGAUCUCGACCGUGCUAGGAACAGUCCUUAUCUGUGCAUAUCUAUUCAUUACAUUCUUCCCGGAGCAAGCAGAGAAACUAUUCCAAAUUGCACCAGUGAGCUAGUAGGGCUUCAUAAAGGCCAGCCAAAAAGUUUUGCAGUUCCUCUUAUGUUUUUAAAAUAAAUGAUUUUUCAGUCCUUGCUGAUUGAUUAUACGAUAACUAAGAAGUCUAAGAUUCGUAUUUGAAUCAAAGUGAGUUGAAAUUGCAUUAAACUCUGAAGAUACGCGUGUAGUUGUUUUUCUUAAGUCAAAUACAUACCAUGCAUACAUGCGUUGGUUAUCA
Messenger RNA from Juglans regia (Persian walnut), 1114 nucleotides. RefSeq names its product rhodanese-like domain-containing protein 9, chloroplastic. The record is from RefSeq and is a predicted model, not a curated record. Lineage: Eukaryota; Viridiplantae; Streptophyta; Magnoliopsida; Fagales; Juglandaceae. Gene Ontology annotation, cellular component: chloroplast. The transcript has 6 exons. The coding region runs from base 281 to 895 and encodes 204 amino acids.